Molecule: messenger RNA, 2080 nt
Organism: Hyaloscypha bicolor E
Lineage: Eukaryota; Fungi; Ascomycota; Leotiomycetes; Helotiales; Hyaloscyphaceae
Product: MFS general substrate transporter
Exons: 4
Coding region: 275-1804 (509 amino acids)
Source: RefSeq, a predicted model, not a curated record
GCGCAGCCCAAGGGCCCAAAGGCAAGGGAUGUCCUGCUAAAGCUUCACUGAUUUGCGGGUAAGCAAUUCGGGUCCACUCGCGGCCUGGAGGUCGGAUAACGAUCUCGUGUGUGUCGGCGCGUGUCAAGAUAGUGAAGAAGUUAUAUACAGGCCUUCUCGCCUGCACUUGUCGUUUGGAAGCUCCAUCCACCGACUCUUCGAGCAGAGAAGCAAUUAUUCAAAUGCCUAUGUGAUCUGCAAUACUCGAAUAGAUACUUAGCUCUCUGCCUCCGCUAUGGCAGACAUCAAUGAGAAGAUCCCCGAGACAGCUGCCGAUGUUCCUGUCGAUGUGAAGGACACCGUUUCCAGUGACCCCAUCGAUGAGGAGCCCGUCGGCGCUUCGGGCCGUCCUGAGGGAUGGAUGUAUAGAGAGGUCAAGAUUGGGCCUAUUCAGAUUCCGUGGUAUGCUUCUCCUAAGACCCAGCUCACCAUGGUUGCAUUUGUCUGCUUCAUGUGCCCGGGAAUGUUCAAUGCUCUUGGAGGUUUGGGAGGUGGUGGAAAGGCUGAUGCGACUACUGCUGAUAACAUGAACACCGCCCUGUACAGUACUUUCGCUGUCUUUGGGUUCUUCGGCGGCAGCAUCGUCAAUAGAUUGGGUGUCAAAUACACUCUAUCAUUCGGUGGAAUUGGCUACUGCAUUUAUGCCAUGGCUCUCCUGGUCUCUGUUCACUCCACCCACACCGGAGGCUUCAGUAUAUUUGCUGGUGCUUUCCUCGGUAUUUGCGCCGGUUUGCUAUGGACUGCUCAGGGAACCAUCAUGCUCUCGUAUCCCAACGAAGGAUCCAAGGGAAGAUACUUUGCCUGGUUCUGGGCCAUUUUCAACUUGGGUGGUGUCAUUGGUGCUUUGAUUCCUCUUGGGCAAAACAUUCACGUUAAGACCAAUAGCACAGUUAACGAUGGCACCUACAUUGCCUUCAUUGUCCUGAUGUUCAUUGGUUUCCUUCUUGCUCUGCUUCUAUGCAACGCCAAAGAUAUCUACCGUGAGGAUGGGUCUCGUGUCGUCCUCAUGAAGCACCCAACAUGGCAGUCAGAGUUCAUUGGACUUUAUACGACUCUCAGGACGGAGCCUUACAUCAUCCUCCUAUUCCCAAUGUUCUGGUCAUCCAACUGGUUUACCACUUACCAGUUCAAUGCAUUCAACGGAGCUUACUUCAACACUCGUACUAAGGCUCUCAACAACCUUUUGUACUGGACUGCUCAGAUUUGGGGAGCCUUAAUUUUCGGAUAUUGUCUCGAUAUUGAGCGAGUCCGCAGAACAGUUCGUGCCAAAGUAUGCGUAUUAGUGCUGUUUGUCAUUACAAUGGUGAUCUGGGGUGGUGGAUAUGACUUCGCCAAGACCUACACUCGUGCUGAUGUUGCUCAAAAGACGUUUAUUCCAAUGGACUGGCAAGAUGACGGAUAUGUUGGCAAGAUGUUCCUUUAUAUCUUUUACGGCUUCUAUGAUGCAAGUUGGCAGGCAUCUGCUUACUGGUUCAUGGGUGCUCUCUCUAACUCCGGCCGAAAGAUGGCCAACUACGUCGGUUUCUACAAGGGCAUCCAGUCCGCAGGUGCCGCCGUCAUUUGGUCUAUUGACUCUAACAAACGAUCUUUCAUGGCAGAGUUCGCCUCCACCUGGGGGCUUCUCUCUUUCUCGCUUGUCUGCGCUGCACCUGUCAUUUGGCUAAAGAUCAAGGACCAUGUGACAGUGGAAGAAGAUUUGGUUUUCUCCGACGAGACGUUGGCCGAUGUCCUCCCUACUGGACACCCUGAGAAAGGUAUUGUUUAAAUUGAUGUUUCAGCAGCUAUUAGCGAGGAUUUUUCAGAGUUAUAGUUUGAUUCGAGGUAUAUUUAGGGACUAAUAGGAAAUAUAAGGUAGCAAGUAAUAGGUAAUGAGUCAAAUCUGAUAGUGAGACUGGGCUUAGAGUUAAAAGUUUCCGAUCGUCCACGUGACUUUCCAAUACAUUAUACUCCUAUUUGACUUGUAAUGGCACGUAAGAGACAUAAGCACGGAUAAGUCGAGUAUAAUAGAGUAGCACGGAAUAUAAGAACCGUUAUAAUCCUC